AUGAAAGGUUCCAGCGACAGAGAAGCAGAGAUUGCAGCCAUGAACAGAGAAGCAGACUGUGCCCUCAAAUGGGUAUUACUCACCUUACUGUCUCUGAUCCUACAGGUGACUGAUGGCAAAGCAGCACAGGAUGUAGGAAACCAGAGUGUUGUGGAGGAAUUCAUCCUGCUGGGGGUGUCUGACCAACCACGGUUGGAGCUGCUGCUGUUUGUGCUCAUCUUAAUCUGUUACAUUGUGGCACUGUUUGGGAAUGUCACCAUCAUUGUCCUCUCCCGGCUGGACCCCCGUCUCCACACGCCCAUGUACUUCUUCCUUAGCAACCUCUCCUUCCUUGACAUAUGCUAUACCACCAGCGUUGGCCCCCAGGUGCUGGUGAACUUGCACAGCACUCACAAGUCCAUCUCCUGGGCCGGCUGCAUGGUCCAGCUCUUCAUCUCCCUUGCCCUGGGAUCCACUGAAUGCAUGCUGUUGGCGGUCAUGGCUUAUGACCGCUAUGCAGCUGUCUGCCACCCUCUGCGCUACAUGACCAUCAUGAGCCGCCCCCUCUGCCUGCUCUUGGCUACGGGCUCUUGGCUCAGUGGCAUGGUUAAUUCCCUGGCACAGACCGUGAUGACUAUGCAGCUGCCUCUGUGUGGACAGAAUCAUAUUGACCAUUUCUUCUGUGAGGAGCCAGCCCUAUUCAAGUUGGCCUGCGUUGACACCUCCUUCAUGGAGACUGAGGUCUUCUCAGUAAGUGUGUUCGUCCUAGUGGUGCCUGUGAGCCUCAUCCUGGUCUCCUACAGCUACAUUGCUGCUGCCGUGCUGAGGAUCCGCUCGGCUGAGGGCAGGCGCAAGGCCUUUAACACCUGUGCCUCCCACUUGGCUGUAGUGUCACUUUUUUAUGGAACAGGCAUAUAUGUCUACCUGCAGCCCCAGUCCAGGGGCCAGGGAAAGAUUAUCUCCCUCUUCUACACAUUGGUCACCCCCAUGCUGAACCCUCUGAUCUACACGCUGAGGAACAAGGAAGUACACAGGGCCCUGCGGAAGGUUUUGGGAAGAAACCCAAUAUCCAAGGCUUGGGGCUAG
This is a messenger RNA of Alligator sinensis (Chinese alligator), 1065 nucleotides long. Its product is annotated as putative olfactory receptor 2B8. The record is from RefSeq and is a predicted model, not a curated record. Gene Ontology annotation, molecular function: G protein-coupled receptor activity; olfactory receptor activity. Gene Ontology annotation, biological process: G protein-coupled receptor signaling pathway. The transcript has 2 exons. Gene Ontology annotation, cellular component: membrane. Lineage: Eukaryota; Metazoa; Chordata; Crocodylia; Alligatoridae. Bases 1 to 1065 code for a protein of 354 amino acids.